CAAAGUCCCCAAUUGAACUGGUUGCCCCUGCUGAUCAGACCCGACGCGCCAACCGAGUCGCUCAUUUGCGCCGCCCCUCCCUCCUCCGAGGCUCCGACCGAGAAGACAACGACGUCGCCCCCCUCCCCCUCUCCUGCGCCAUCCCCGUCGCCGCCCGCUUAUUCCGCAAACACCGCGGCUGUCCCCUUGCUCCGCCUCCUCCUCCAGCCGAGCCGCCCGUUGGAAACACUGCCUCCGUCCCCUUCAAGUGCCCGAGGAACAAUCCCAAGGUGCAGAUCUUUCAUGUGGAGGGAUGAAUAUGAGGAGGCCUACAUCUGCUUCAAUGAAUGGCAGAGCUCCUGCCCCUUUUUCGAAAAAAAUAAAGAAUAUGAGGCCUACAUGUGCGAAAUUGGAGCAGUGACUGUGGCAGUGGGCAGCAACAGAAGUUGCGGUGCAAUUCGUGAUAUGUUGGACGCCACAUUGCAGCUGAAGUCGGAGGUGGAUGGGAUGAAGGAUCGCAGGCUGGCGGGGAUGCCGGUGCGCCAUGGUCGUCGUGGGUCGCUGUUGCCGUCGAAGGAGACAGGAGCGAGAAGAUGAGACCGAUUCUGGGAGUUGUCUUCGGGACUGGGUUGGGCAAAAUGGUCAGUUCAGUUCAGGAUGAAGGGCUUAGUGGUGAGAAAACAUUAGAAUAAUAGUAAGGUGGCAUAAACCGAAUUGGCUCUCCUUUGGAGUGGCACUUACUCAAUUCCAUUCUUUCGAGUGGCAUUUCCUUAAUCGCCAUCUUUUCGAGUAGUAUAUUCUAAAUUUUCUCGAUAUAUUAGUGUGCCUCUUGUAGAAGCAUACAGAUGCUUGCUGGACAAUGGACAUGUGCCUUCAUCUCUCAUUGCAUGUCAACAGGAUGUUCUUGCACCAACAAGACCCUCAUUAGCAUUUGCAGCUUCAGAAUAAGGAGAGCAGGAUAGCAGAAUGGAGGAUCAGGAUAAAUCAGAUGGGUGGGAUGAGGUCCUGGAAGAAGCUGAUGAGUUGGCGUGUGUGCACAAAGAUCCUCUUAGCACCUCAUUGCUUUCUUCUGGAACAAAAAGAAGGAGCAAAAGUGAAAAGAAGCCUACAUUCUCAAUACGUGGAUAUGGUUUUGUUGCGUUAGAUGUUAAGACUGAAAACUCAUGCCUUGGGGAGCAAGAAGGUACAUCUGGAGUGCCACCAACUAAAGCUUCAGAAACUAUGGUGGCUGAACGGUUGGAAAAUAUCGAGGAAGAAACUGAAGAUUUGCCACAAGAGUUUGUCAUUCCAACCAAGAAAGCAAAUACUUCGGUUUCAGAACUUCUAGAAGAUCUACAGGGUAGAAGUGGCUCUUCUGUCAGGACACAAUCUUCGUUGAACCAACACACACCAAAUAUUGGAAUUAGGGAGCAAGAAGCUUCAUCUGGAGCACCAUCAACUAAAGCUUCGCAAACUUUGAAGGCUGAACUGUUGGGAAAUAUCAAGGACGAAACUGAAGAUCCGACAUCAGAGUUUGCCCGUCCGACCAAGAAAGCAAAUAUUUCAGUUGCUGAACUUUUAGAAGACCUACAGGGUAGAAGUGACUCUUCUAUCGGGACAGCAUCUUUGUUGCACCAGCACAUCAGAGCUAAAGAUUGGAAGCCAAAACCCCCUGCUUCUGGGAAGAAAACACUAGCUAUUCUAGGUGAGAGAAGUCUUGUCAGUGAGGACCCAUUGGAGCAUGUAAUUGAUGGAUCAUCUAGUGAGGAGGAAGAGGUUAUUCAAAACUACUUGACUUUGGUGAACAAAGAUGUGAAGCGGCAAACUAUGACUGACCUAUUCCAAGAAGUUUUCAAUCCAAUAAACAUGGAGGGUACCAUGCUACCAAUGAGAUCAACUGGAGUUGGUUAUUAUGGAAGGAUGCAACAGAUUAUGCAGAUGGAGAAAGAUAGGCACGCCGAGUUCUUGAAACAGUAUAAUAGAGGACAAGGUGAUUCAAAGGGAAUUACUGUUCAGAUUAUGUCAAGAUCAUUGGAGGGGAAGCUAACAGUCUGCCGCUGCUUGUUCCAGGAAAUGAGUAAUCAUUUUGCGGCACCCAUGUUUUCAUGGCACUUGUGUUUCAUGCAGUUUACCUCAACAGACCACACCAUGUAUGAAAGCGGAACUAAGAGGACCAUUAUCUUCAGUCCAAAGAUAUGUGAUAAUGUCGAUCUUCUGGUAGGAAACAUAAUUCACAUCUUCCCACCAUGGAAGGAAGUUGGAGUACAAGACGAGAACGUGAUUCUUUGCACCUACUUCUCGCAUAAUGGGCCAUGAUACUCGAGAUUCUUCUAGCAUGCGAGCCGAGGGUCAGACUGCAACGUUAACCGUGACUGAUGCCAUGGCGCCUCGCCAAUAAAACUGCACGCCUGCUGAUAGCUUAGAACUCUAGAUGUUGAUGUACUAGUAGCAAUUUGUAUCCCUGUGUAUUUACAACCUGAUUUGGUUGAGCAGUUGAUCCCUGCUGCAACAGCAAUUGCAAGCAUGUAGAACAUUUUCAGCUCAUGGAGAUUUGAGGCUUCAUAUCAAUGCCGAUUUCGACAUAGUAACCCAGA
This is a messenger RNA of Phragmites australis (common reed), 2552 nucleotides long. RefSeq lists its product as uncharacterized. The transcript has 10 exons. NCBI's taxonomy places the organism in Eukaryota, Viridiplantae, Streptophyta, Magnoliopsida, Poales, Poaceae. The record is from RefSeq and is a predicted model, not a curated record. The coding region runs from base 946 to 2274 and encodes 442 amino acids.